Parnassius apollo (apollo) is the source of this 1359-nucleotide messenger RNA. NCBI's taxonomy places the organism in Eukaryota, Metazoa, Arthropoda, Insecta, Lepidoptera, Papilionidae. The record is from the annotation of a GenBank genome assembly.
AUGUCCAAAUGGCAAUCUGAGCGAAGCAUUCAUGAAAUGCUGAAAGAUACACCACCAUUGCGUGAGUCUAGUGAUUCUAUCACGUCUGGAACGGAAGCUAAAUUCCCUACUUCACGAUCUAUGCCAUUCCCUCCAGCAUAUGCACCUCCGGAUGUGUCCCAGAAUGGUGCAGCGGGAACAAGCACACUCUUACGUUCAGGCUCUACUAAACUAGAGUCAUUAAAAAACUGGGGAGUUUCAACAUAUAAAUGUACGAAACAACUUCUAUAUGAAAAACUUGGCAAGAGCUCUAGAACAGUUGAUACAGAGCUGGAGGUGAAGAUUGAAGCUCUGCGGGAAACACAGCGAAGGUACAACGGGGUGCUGCGGUUGACCACAGCUCUGGCUGCACAGAUGACUGCAGCUUCCCACACACAGCGUGCUCUUGCUGACGCCUUCGCAGAUCUUGCUCAGAAGUCACCUGAGCUGCAGAACCAGUUCUUAUACAAUGCGGACACGCAGCGCUCGUUGACACGAAACGGAGAUAUUCUGCUUGCAGCAUUGCACUUCUUCAACAACUCUCUUAACACACUCACAAACAAGACUAUUGAGGACACUCUUCUUACCAUACGCCAGUACGAAGCUGCAAGGGUGGAGUACGACGCGUACCGCAGCGAGCUGGAGGCAAGCGGCGGCAACCCGCCCGAGCUGCUGCUGGCCAGCAUCGAGCGCCACCGCCGCCAUUACGAGCGCCUGCGUGACGACUCUGCCGUCAAGCUGCAGCUGCUACACGAGAACAGGGUGCGUGCUCCACCAUACACCCCCACCCUCUACCCUCCAGUAACCCGCCCGAGCUGCUGCGUGACGACUCUGCCGUCCAAGCUGCAGCUGCUACACGAGAACAGGGUGCGUGCUCCACCAUACACCCCCACCCUCUACCCUCCAGCAACCCGCCCGAGCUGCUGCGGCAACCCGCCCGAGCUGCUGCUGGCCAGCAUCGAGCGCCACCGCCGCCAUUACGAGCGCCUGCGUGACGACUCUGCCGUCAAGCUGCAGCUGCUACACGAGAACAGGGUGAAGGUGAUGAACAAGCAGCUACUGCUUUUCCACAACGCGGUAUCCGCGUACUUCAGCGGCAACAACGUGGCGUUAGAAGCUGCCGUGCGCCACUUUAGUGUGCCCGCCCCGCCUCACGCUACGUCACACGCUACGCCACACGCUACGUCACUUAAUACGCCGCAUGCUACUUCACUUGCUACGCCGCAUGCUACGUCACUAGCUACGCCACAUGCUACGUCACACGCUACGCCGCACGCUACGCCGCACGCUACGUCACACGCUACGCCGCACGCCCCACCUCUCGCCACGCCACCCUCAUAG